AUGUAGAAAGAGCAGGGUGAAAGCGCACUUUGGUGCAUCAAUGGGAGAACCCACACGUAAUAAAGUAGAGAAGCUGAGCAACAAGUUACUCUGCCGAUGGCAUUCUAUUACCGCACUUAUCGUCCUCUUCCCAUUUGCCUUUGGCGGCGAUAUCUUUCUUCUUCUUCUUCUUUUUCAUCCAAAAUUCCUCUUCUUUGGGACUCAAAAUCCACCGACUCUGUCAACGUCCAACUCUAUUCCUGGGGACGUGGUGCCUCUGGCCAAUUAGGUGGCGGUAUUGAAGAAAUUCGAAUAUACCCAUCUCCUAUUGCUUCUUUUUCUCUUUCUCCCAAUUUCCAACUAUCUUCUCCUAUUCCUGGUCGUCUUCCGUCUGAUGACGGGCAGGCGGUGGAUGUUGAAAUAGGAAUUUCUUGUGGACUUUUCCAUUCAGCUUUAUUAGUUGAUGGGAAUUUAUGGAUUUGGGGUAAAGGUGAUGGGGGUCGUCUUGGGUUUGGACAUGAGAACCCUGUUUUUGUUCCCACUUUGAAUGAGCAUUUGGAUUCUGUUACAAGUGUUGCUCUUGGUGGACUUCAUUCUGUUGCUCUGAACUCUCUUGGCCAAGUCUUUACUUGGGGUUACGGUGGUUUUGGUGCUCUUGGCCAUAGAGUUUAUCAUAGAGAGCUGGUCCCUAGAUUAGUUGAGGGCUCUUGGGAUGCAGAAAUAUGUCACGUUGCAACCAGUGGGACACAUACAGCUGCUAUAACAAAAUCAGGUGAGCUUUAUACUUGGGGUCGAGAUGAAGGGGAUGGUCGAUUGGGCCUUGGUCCAGGUCGAGGCCCAAAUGAAGCAGGUGGUCUUAGCAUCCCCUCGAAAGUAAAAUCCCUUCCUGCAAGUGUAGCUGCUGUUUCAUGUGGUGGGUUUUUCACAAUGGCCCUUUUAGAAGAGGGAGAGCUUUGGAAUUGGGGAGCCAAUUCGAACUAUGAGCUCGGAAGAGGUGACAAAUUAAGUGGUUGGAAACCACAACUAGUUCCAAGCCUUAAAGGUGUUCGUGUUACUCAGAUAGCUAGUGGGGGAUAUCAUUCUCUAGCUUUGACGGAUAAAGGAGAAGUGCUUUCAUGGGGUCAUGGAGGCCAUGGUCAACUGGGUACUUCUUCUCUUCAAAACCAGAAAGUUCCUAUCCCGGUUGAGGCUUUGGCCCAUGAGAAAGUCGUCUAUAUAGCUUGUGGAGGUUCAUCGUCAGCAGCUAUAACGGAUGGUGGGAAACUGUACAUGUGGGGCUAUGCAAAAGAUUGUCAAUUGGGUGUUCCAGGACUGCCAGAGAAACAGUCAUCUCCUAUUGAAGUCAAGUUUCUUAUGGAGGAUGAUGGACUUGGGAACCAUAACGUGCUUUCACUAGCUAUCGGUGCUUCUCAUGCCAUGUGCUUGGUUUCCAGGUCAGGUUACUGAAAGGUUGAAAAAGGAUCACUCUGGUUGUAUAAUGACUCAAUAGUGAUAAGGCAAUUUUAUGCAGCCUUUUAUCUGGUAAAAUACCAGGAAAAAUAGAGUUUAGGCCCUUGGGGAAGGUUAUUGUUCCAGGAACUUUAGUCUCACCUAACAAGAGAUCUCCACAGUUUUGAGUUUUUUCUUGCCUUGGUACUCUGAAAUAAACGUUGAUGCUUUUAAUCACCAAUGUAGCGGCUAGGAUUAGGCACAGCAUGUGCGCCUUACCAUUGCUCAUAUAGGUUUAUGACGAAGCAGCUUUUGAGCUCUGAAUGCUGUAAAGAAAUAACCACCUAGGAAAUGUUUCACAUCCUCUUGGUUAGGUCUCAUCAUGAUGAUGUUUUCCUUGACAUGGUGAUGUUUGUAAGUGGUGAACCUGAGACAGAAGAGAAUACCGGCUGCUAACGCUUCUGCAUUUGUUUGUUUGUAGAAAAUGCUAUUUGAGUUGAUAUUUGCAAAAGCCCAUUUUGAUGAUUCA
Capsicum annuum is the source of this 1936-nucleotide messenger RNA. RefSeq names its product RCC1 domain-containing protein RUG3, mitochondrial. Lineage: Eukaryota; Viridiplantae; Streptophyta; Magnoliopsida; Solanales; Solanaceae. The record is from RefSeq and is a predicted model, not a curated record. The transcript is spliced from 6 exons. The coding region runs from base 97 to 1425 and encodes 442 amino acids.